UUUCAUGUAGAAAAAAGUAAUGGUUCCCACGUAAAUGAAUAGAACCAAGCAGAACUUGAAUAAUAAAACCUUUUGAUCAACCUUCAGCCUCGCCCUAUAAAUACCAUACCUGCUCCCUCACUUUUUCACAACUCAAAACCUCCCAUUCCAUCAUCUUCCUCUUCAUCAAUUUUUAUUUUCUUACUUUCCAAACACUUCUCAUAAUCAUGGGUGUUUUCACAUAUGAAUCCGAGUUCACCUCCGUCAUCCCCCCUGCUAGGCUGUUCAAUGCCUUUGUUCUUGAUGCUGACAACCUCAUACCCAAGAUUGCACCACAAGCAGUGAAGAGCACUGAGAUCCUUGAAGGAGAUGGAGGAGUUGGAACCAUUAAGAAGAUCAACUUCGGUGAAGGUAGCACAUACAACUAUGUGAAGCACAGAAUUGAUGGGGUUGACAAGGAAAACUUCGUCUACAAGUACAGUGUGAUCGAAGGAGAUGCUAUCUCUGAGACAAUUGAGAAGAUCUCUUAUGAGACUAAGUUGGUUGCUGCUGGCGGUGGUUCAGUCAUCAAGAGCACCAGCCACUACCACACCAAAGGUGAUGUUGAGAUCAAGGAAGAGCAUGUUAAGGCUGGCAAAGAGAAGGCCUCCCACCUCUUCAAGCUGAUUGAGAACUACCUCUUGGAGCACCAGGAUGCUUACAACUAAAUUCUUCUGCUGCUUCAAUGAUUUUCUAAGUUAUCUUGAUCAAAACUCUGUGUCCUCUUUGGCAUCAAAUAAUUGUGUGGUUUUCAUUUCCUUUUUUUUUUUUUUUUUUUUUUUUUUUUUUUUUUUUUUUUUACUUCUGAAACACUAUCUUGGCUUGUACUGGGAGCUUUUGAUUGAAGAGUGAAUAUUGUAUUUCCUUACAUUUACAAAUGAAUAAAAAUAAAAUCAUGGAUUUGAUGAUA
This is a messenger RNA of Pyrus x bretschneideri (Chinese white pear), 928 nucleotides long. RefSeq names its product major strawberry allergen Fra a 1-3-like. Gene Ontology annotation, molecular function: signaling receptor activity; protein phosphatase inhibitor activity; abscisic acid binding. Gene Ontology annotation, cellular component: nucleus; cytoplasm. The transcript has a single exon. Gene Ontology annotation, biological process: abscisic acid-activated signaling pathway; defense response. The record is from RefSeq and is a predicted model, not a curated record. Lineage: Eukaryota; Viridiplantae; Streptophyta; Magnoliopsida; Rosales; Rosaceae. The coding region runs from base 207 to 686 and encodes 159 amino acids.